UUCAGGAAAUGAGCAGCCAGUUUCGCAACCGGUCUUGAGGAUGGUGUUAUUUUACUGUUAGCUUAUUGAGGCUUUUAAAUAGCUCUAACUUGAUUCUCUAAGUUCUUGUUAAAAUAUAUAUUUUUUAAAGGUUUGUUUGUAACUUAAAGCUAUGUUUAAUCGCUUGGACUCUCUGAAAAACGAACAUUACUAAUAAGAUAUGUAGCUAGCGUUUGUUGGUUAGCUUGACGACUGCAACGUAUGCGGAAUCUAGCCUCUAUAGAUACUUAUCAUUAUGUAAAAUUUGCUGCCAGAAUCUUCUGACAGUGACACUUUUUGUUUCGUGUUGAGCUUUUGGAUGAUUACUAGUUUUUAUACGUUCAACUUUACAUUAAUUGAGAGAUCCGAGGAAGCGAUUCUGUUGGAAAAACUGUGUUUUUAGGUGGAGCUGGAUCCCGUUUGCUUUUUUUUUCCGCAACGGGGGAGAAAGUGAACAGCUGCACAGAGCAUUUAUUUGAGUAAUUCGCUUGAAAAACAUGAAAGUCAUGGAGAAAAAUGUGAUGCGUUUAGCGGCUGUUCAGCAUCUCCGCGCUGCUUAUGGGAUAAAAAUAAAGAACUGGAACAAAAACAAAGCAGCAAGCUGUAAGACGACAGCCAAUUCGCAAAAAGUUUUUGGCGUACCCCUGGACAGUUUGCCGUACUACAAUAUGGAAUGUGGAAGUGUGCCAAGCUUUCUGGUUGAUGCUUGCAUGAAACUGCUUGCACACGUUGAAACAGAGGGUCUAUUCAGGAAACCAGGCUCAGUAGUUCGCCUAAGAGAACUCGGGGCUAAGCUUGAUGCAGGAGAAGAGUGUUUGGCAACAGCUCUUCCCUGUGAUGUGGCAUGUUUGGUAAAGCAGUUCUUCAAGGAGCUCCCAGAGCCCAUUUUGCCCACAGAGCUUCAGGAUGCCUUUUUCAAGGCCCAGCAGCUCCCCUCUGAAGAGGACAGAACCUCUGCUACCAUGCUGCUGUCCUGCGUGCUGCCAGACAAAAACAUUAGUGUGCUGCGUCACUUUUUUGAUUUCCUUCACAGUGUUUCCCAGAGAAGUGCAGAUAAUAAAAUGGAUAGCAGUAAUUUAUCUCUCAUGUUGACCCCAAACCUCCUUCACUCUGUGGACGGAAAGGAGAAGAUGAACGCCAACACACACAAGCGCGUUAAAUCGAAGGCAGCCAUUGUGCAGUGCUUCAUAGAGAAUGCCCACAGCUUUGGUGUCCUACCUCAGUUUCUUCGAGAGAAAGUUCCUGCCAUGAUGGGCUGUGAACCAGGCACCACAUCUCCCACUCAGGAUGAAGCAGAAGAUAUGGAGCUAAACUCAGGGGUGAAGAAGAAAAAGAGACCCAGCUUUGGAGAUAUGGUCUGUGGUGCACUGAAUAAAAUAAAAACUAAUAGAACUCCAACAAAAAUCACCAAACCAAACAGUCUUGUCUUUCCUUCAAUGACUCCUGUAACAACGCCGUCCUCAAAGAGAAAGCUUCCUUUCGACCCUCGUCCUUCGUUUGGCUUUUCAAACAAGAAGCGUAGAUCUGUUAAAAAGAACCUUGGGAUAGAACUGCUCCCCAGCACUUUCUCCUCCACUCCUGGUUCUGCCUGCAGUGCUUCAGGAGUCCUGGAAUCGUCCCAGCAUGUUUUGUCGUCGGCAGGAAGGUCUAUAAGGCUCCCAUCUACCUCUAUAAGAAGAAAGAGCAAACGGUUUAGCAACAGGCAUGUUGUCAAUAGGAUUGAAUCUGGAAGAGCUGGCUGCUUUUCUCCAAAAGUCACCAAGAAAGAAGCCCCCCUUAAAUCUCUGCGCUCGCGUUUCAGCCUGGGAAAGGGAAACAAAGAUGCUGGGUCUGAGUCCAUUGGCAUGCGGCUUGCCACUCAGGAGAGCACCACGGGUUUCCUUUUCAACAACGAGUUGGAGUUUACUCCAUCAAAUCCUGGCAGAAAAACUGAAUCAAGGGGUUCCAAAUACAUUAGUAAGUCAGAAGAUAACCUGCUGACCCCCCAGUGUAAAUCGAGUACUCACCAGGCCUCAUGGAUUGUGGAGACCCCUGUUGCAGCACAUGCUUUAAACAGAUUGCCAUUCACAGAUACUCCGCUAAACACAUGUCUUAAGGGCAGUUACAUGUCUGAGCCCGCCAUUGUUUCCAAGCAGUCACCGGUGAACAUUCUUCCCAAGAAGCUGUGCUGCGCAUCCAGUUCAGAGAGCCUGGAAAGUGCGCGCUCGCUUACUGAACCGCUGGGACAUGAUCCAGCUAUAAAUAUCCAGAAUGAUGCCAAAGAGCUGGAGAGUGACCUCCAAGCUUCAAAAUGGGAUUUCAACAGCCCAGCUGGAGAAAUUGGGAUUAAAUCAUCAACACAGGUUCUUGGAACUCCAUCUUUGGCCUUUGACAUUAAUACCUCUUCCCCCUCAAGUCAGGCAGAUGAAAAUGUUACUUUUGGUCAAUUCAAUAUUGAGGCACUCACUCCUUUGCAUAUUGAUAGUGGAGUUUUUGACUAUAAUGAACCAUUCAGUCCAGUCACUAACAAAUGUUCAUCCCCUUCCUUCGGUCGCUGUAGCAAAUUAGGGUCAGUGGAAGGAGUGCCACAGUUGAACUGCAGCAGGCUGAUUGACGCUUUGGACAUGCAGAGUCCUGCUCAUUUCACACUCAGUGUCUCUUCUGGGCUCCAAUCGACUCCAUACAAGCAUGGUGUUGAACUUAAAGAAGAACCAAAGACACCAAAGACACCUGAAACUUUGGAAAGCAAACCACAGCAGGAGCUAAAAAUGUCCCCAGAGGCUGGAGCUGAAGACCAACACCAACCGUCCACCUCACCAGAUGGCCAGAAGACCAACAAACGCCGAGUGGUAGAUCACAUUCAACACUUCAACAAGCUCACCCUUUACUCUCCUCCAAACUCAAAGAGCAAUCAAGUGAAAUCUCCAAUCAAGUUCCAGCGCACCCCCGUACGAGUGACUGUACGCAGGAUCAACUCUCUGACAGGAGAGGGCAGGAGACCCAAUAAACUAACAGAUCACUCUGGCCCCGUGUCAAAGGCUGUGAGUUUAGAAAGUGGCCUGUCACCUCACCCAAAGCUGCGGCCUCAUGUAGGGCGGUCUAAUAGCACGGUUCCUGUAAAGAAACCCCCACCUGUCCCACCAAAAAGGCUUAGCACUUUGCCUCGAAAACUCAAGCCCUGCGCUCUGGGUGACAUGACCAAUAAAGUUCAACCAAAAGCCAAAGAGGAAUGCAUUGCCUCUGAUCCACCAGCAGCCCAGAAACCUCUUGUUGUGCAGCAGGUUAAAGAGAAUAACAGGAGCCAUUACAGAGGAUCUCCAAGAAACCCUCUCAACCAUGGUGGACUUCUGUCUGCUACAAAACCUGUCAACUUAUAGGAGAUACCCAUCUUUCAGAUGUUUUUUUUUUCUUUCUUUGUUUUUGCAAUGUGGGAUAAUAAAUAUUCUCCCAUAUUUUUCCUCUUAUUUAUUUUGCAUUUGUUUUUUUUUCUGAGCUUUUUGGGAGAUACUCAGAUGCCUUAUGUUAAAUAACAUAAAUUCUGUGAGGUUGUUGAGAUCACAAUGUGCAGGAUAACUGAUGUAAAAUGAUAAUAGUAGGUGGUAUGACUGCAGAUGUGUGAGCGUGAUGCCUUUAUUUAAAAGAACUCUUAACUUGGCAUCUUAGGAGGAAAUAUUUUUGAAGAUUUUUUUCGUUCUUGGUCAUGAACUGAAAAGAAGCAAAACAGUCUGGAUUUAUGGAUGAGAGAAAAGCCAAACAGUGUUGGUAAAUCUACAUCUAUUCUUCAUUUUUUUCUUUUCUUUUCCAAGUGCUGUGAAAUGCUUUGGACAAAUAAAAAUGGCUUCAUACUUCUGCAGUUUUAGUGAAAUCUCUCCCUUCUGAUGAUUAGAUCAAAUUAUUGUGUAACCACAAGGGGGCAGCAUUUAGUUACUUCUCUGCUUCGGUAAUGAUUCCAGACCUCAGAUCAAACCAGACUCAGGAAUUCAUUCUGUCAACGGGACCCUUGGAUUACACCUAACUGGCAGUAUUAAUAUUUCUUUGGCUUUUGAGAAAUGUUUUUUUCAGUUCACAAGAAGUCUUAAAGUUCUUGUGCAAGAUCAGAAAACAUUUCUAGAUUCCCAAUCUGAGCCAAAAACUUGUAAGUAAAAACUGUUGAGAGCUUUAAAAAAUAUUUUAAUUAUAUCUGACGCAUUACAUUUUAAUCUGACAAGUUUGCAAGAGAUUUAUUCUGCCCUGUCUAACAGAAGCUUUGCGUGCCUUUCGUGUUUAGCAUGAUAAAUUGGACUUGGAUGGAGUCUCCUGGUAGGGUUUCUGUAGCCGCAGUGAUGGGAGAACACUUUCUGUGUUUAGUUUGGAUUGAUGAAGUGUGAGGGUUUUAUGAUGAAGGAUGCUUUACUGGCUUUUCUCUGAAAAUGGCAUUUUUUUUGGGGGUCUUAUUUGAACUUCACUAAAUUAUUUUUAAAUGCUGGCGUUUAAAGUAGGGAAAGAGAUUUUUCUUUUUUAAUGGUUAGGUAUAAAAAAUGACAAAAUCCUCUCAAUUUGAUGGUACGAAUUAUGCUUAGGGUUUUUGUCAGUUGAAUAUACAAGCUCUCAAAGCUUUUAUAAAAAGUAAAUGAUAAGAUUUUCCUCUACAAAUAUAUAUAAAAACAGGUGAAAGAGAGUUGAAUAUUUUCAGGUUGAGCUGAGUAAUAUAAUCACUAAAAGUAGUUUACUCAUUUGCACUGUUUGACAGAAGGCAUAUUCAAAUAAAUGUUUCAUUUUUACACACAUUCCUAUAAAGGUCUAUAGAUGUCAGAGCUCUGGGAAAGGCAGGGCUUUACUAAUGAUGACCUCAAAAUCCAGUAUGGCCGCCUUCAACAAGAAAAGAAAGGGUAUCUUCCAAACCAUAGUAAAAAAACUUCAGUUUCAUGUUUCAGUUUGGACAUGCUGGUCACAUUUAUUUAUGUUUUUUGUUGUAGCUAAGGCUGCAACUAAUGAUAAUUUUGCA
Molecule: messenger RNA, 4981 nt
Organism: Cyprinodon variegatus (sheepshead minnow)
Lineage: Eukaryota; Metazoa; Chordata; Actinopteri; Cyprinodontiformes; Cyprinodontidae
Gene: arhgap11a
Product: Rho GTPase activating protein 11A
Exons: 12
Coding region: 516-3374 (952 amino acids)
Biological process (GO): signal transduction
Source: RefSeq, a predicted model, not a curated record